Messenger RNA from Sceloporus undulatus (fence lizard), 1017 nucleotides. It is a transcript of the gene SNX30, whose product is annotated as sorting nexin family member 30. Lineage: Eukaryota; Metazoa; Chordata; Lepidosauria; Squamata; Phrynosomatidae. The record is from RefSeq and is a predicted model, not a curated record. Gene Ontology annotation, molecular function: phosphatidylinositol binding.
AUGACUGUGGAGUUGCAGCCCAACACUCCAGCCCGCAUCUUCCUCCUUCAUUUCCUUAACCGGCUGCAGGUGGAUGAUUGACUGGAUGGAGAGCUGAUGAGACUCUUUGUCACAGUUGAUGAUCCAAAAAAAAAACAUGUCUGUACUAUGGAGAUAUACAUCACGUACAGAGUCACAAACAGCCCUUCCAGAAAAAUUUGUAGGAUAAAAGGAGUUGUAGAUCGCUUUCAGAAGAAUUUGUUGAGCAGGAGAAAGGCCUUGGAUAAAUUCUUGAAAAGGAGAGAUCAUCCUGUGCUCUUCAACGAACACUUUCAUGUGUUUCUUAUGCCAAAGAUCUUAAUGCUUAUUAAAAAACAAGGAAUGGCCUUGCUUUCCAAUGGAGAAUCAGUCAAAUAUGUCCACGGAAGCUAUAAAUUAGAAGUCGACCAUUGGAGUUUGCAAGCCAUUGGUGACUACCUGGAUACGUUUUCUCUGAAGCUUGGAACUAAUAGGAUAGCACAGAGGAUAAUAAAGGAGGAAGUUGAAUAUCGGUGGGAAUUGCGAGAGUAUGGUCCUGUAUAUCCCGGUGGGUUAGAAAAGGAGCUGUCAGAACCUCUGGAGAGUGUCUGCCUGCAUUGGGAAUUGUCUACUGCUCUUGAGGAACUGAGUGAAGAAAUGACAGAGGACUUCUUGCCUGUUCUAGAGAGUAUAUCCUGUACUGGAGUCCAUGAAAAUGUGUUGAAGAAAAGAGAUCAAGUUCAAGCAGAAUAUGAAGCCAAACUAGAAGCGGUAGCCCUCAGAAGAGAGAACGCCCCAGGUUAGCAUGUGCCCACAGAAGUUGAAAAGUGUCAAGACCGAGUGGAGUGCUUCAAUGCGGACCUAAAGGCAGAAUGGGACCGAUGGCAGACAACAAGCGGCGCAAGACUUUCGCAGUACUCAUGGGAAUGGGCAGAUAAAAACAUUCAGUACUAUGAGAAGGUAAUCGCGGCGUGGGAAUCAAUUAUACCUCUAUUGCAAGACAAGUCUGAGACCAAAUAA